This is a messenger RNA of Prorocentrum cordatum, 3729 nucleotides long. The record is from the annotation of a GenBank genome assembly. NCBI's taxonomy places the organism in Eukaryota, Dinophyceae, Prorocentrales, Prorocentraceae.
AUGGCCACCCAUGAGGCGGCUGGUGAGACAGCUGCUCAGGGCAAGGCCACGAUGGAUCGUGCUUUGGCUGAUGAUGAUGGAGACGGCUUCUCCGAGGUGUGUAGAGGGACGAGUGGCCUGAUGCCCAAGAGCAAGGGCCCCAUGGCGAAGUUCUGCGUGCACGUGGCUACGUGUAAGGACACUUCUUUCGUUGUGACCGCGUGCGGGUGCCAGAGCUCCGCGGAGAACCCGAUCAGAGUCGGCAAGCUGAGCGAGUGGAAGAGCAUUCCGUGGCUCUACGGAGAUGAGAAGUCCCCAGAGGGCAAGAGUUGCACUCUAUGUUACAACACCUUCACUCAAGGCGGGUUCCUGGAGGAGUUUGGCAGCAUCCAGAAGAUGCUAGAUAAAGCGCCCAACGACGUGAGCAUCAUGUUGCAGUUCAAAGCUGCCCGGCUGGAGCUUAUCAAACGCAUCAACAAUGGCGAGGUCGAGUUGCGGUUGAGGGGUGCAAAGAAAGAAGACCGCAAGAAAAACUUGCUGGCGGCCAGGCAGCGCAGCAUUGAGAUGCAUCAGAGUGCUGGGACCGUGAAUCGAUCGAAAUUCCGCGUCAUGACCGUGCAACGGUACAAAGACACGCACAACGACAGGACCCCCGAAGACGAUGGCCUGGACACGUGCAUGCAAUACCACAAGGGGAAGCUGGAAGAAGUUGUUCUACUUGCUACUAUGGCCGAGGGUGAAUGGGAAAUGGACAUCGAGGACAGGAUGGAGACCAUCAAGAAAGAGGUGAUUGACGACGGAAAGAAUGUGAUUCGUGAUGGCCAAAUCGAGUCCAAGUUCGAGGCUAAAGCCAGGCGGACCCAGGCAGCCCUCGACGUGAAAGCUUCCACUGAGCAGCUCCUGACUGCGGAGGCGCUAGAAGAGGCAGCUGCAGCACGAGAGGAGGAGCACAAGCAUGAUGAUGACGAGGAGAGCCGCGACAGCGCCUUGGACACCGAGGACAGCGACGACUUCCUCGCAGGGGUGCUGAAUAAGAACAGAAAGACAGCCAAGGCGACCAAGGACGCGCCCUCGUCGGCUGCGAAGACAGCCAGUGGCAGGACCAAGGAGGAGUCCCAGGUCCAGGACGUGGUCGUCGACGUGGAUGCUUACUUGGAUAGGAACGGGCUGCGGGAUAUCCUGGGCCAGUUCGAGGAGUCGAUGAAUCAGAUCUCGGAGGACGCAGUCUUGAACGCGUAUGUCUUGAAGGAGAAGGAUAUCUCGGAUGCGUGCAAGAAGGCCGCGUCGUCCAUCAACGACUCGCAGAAGUCAAUGACGAAACUAUUCUGGAAGAUCGAAAAAAGAUCAGGGAAACCGGAAGAAGCCACAAAGAUCCUCACAACUCACAGGGAGACCAUCUCAGACACGGUGAAGUACUUCCAGACCUCCUCUGGCGGCAAGAAACUGGUUGAUACCUUGGACGUCGAGAAAGUUGCGCAGUUGACGCGCGUGUUCGAGGAUGGCCGCGCGCCCCCGCCGGCUUGCCAGAUCGCUUUCUAUGUGUCCAGGGGCCUCCACCUGGCUGUCAAACAGAACCUGAGCGAGCUGAAGACCUGGAUACAAACGGGCCUCGACAAAGUCGAAAACUUUCCAGAGGAGGACAAGUGGUCGCUGAUCAUGAUGCUCAUCGAGAGAUUGAUCGCGUUCAUGCUUGACGGGGUUUCGGGCAAGUCGGAGUCGAAGGACAGGGCUGCGCUGGAGUAUACCAAGGACUUUAUCAAGUCCUUGCUUGAAAUCCCCGCAGGCGAUCUGUUCGGCCCAGGCUUCGAGAACCACGCAAGCGACUUGACCGACAUCCAGGGCAUGUUUGACUUUGCCGAGCGCCCUGACAUGGCAAAAGAACAAGAACAGGGACUGGUCCGGCUGCACACGUGCACUACAUCUAAAGAAUAUGUUGGCUUCUUCCGCGCAGUAGGCUCGCAUGGCAACUUCGAGAGAAUCUCGAAAUGCAUCAACGAUUCCGUGGCAGAAGCUGCUGGGGGCACCAGCUUCAGGGCCAAGAUGACAGCCGCCAUGUGCCUGAUCGAGAAGCAACGCAGUUACAGCCGUCCAGAGGAUGCGCUCACCCAGAAGGACGCCGAGAAGCUUUCCAGCUGCAUCAGCGACCUCGUCGAGGAGAUGGCGGACUCAAGGGAUGAACGCCAAGCCGCUCAAUUGGACAGGGUGUUCAAGCUUACCGCCGAACACGGGCAAGACGCCGUCAAGGGGCGCCUGGCCCGCGUGGAGAAGUACGCGCAGGAGGUGAGCUCCAAGGACUCCUGCGACGAGCUCCGGGGAGGGGCCAUGGAGACCGCGUGCUCGUUCAUCAGUGGCUUCAAAAGGAGCGUCGAGUCUGGGAAAGUCCACGUCCUCCACAAAGAGUGCAAGGCUUUGACGUGGAAGGUUGUGGAAUCGACGCUCGAGCUCUCCAAGAACGCCAUUGAGGUGAGGCAGGCGAUCAAGGAGCUUGGCCUCGUUGCGACGUUGAUGGAGAAGAUGCACGCUGCUAUCACGUAUCGUUUCGCAGAUGGUAAGACCGAGCAGGAUGUCGACAUUCAGGCCCUCGCAGCCAGGUUGAAGGACUGCCGCGACGCGGUGAUGAAGCUAGCCGAUGGGAACAGAACCUCUGCCGAGAAGGCCGUCGGGGUCAUCAUGGCGACGUGCGGCAUCGAGAAGAUUGCGAAGGAGAAGUCGGACUCCCUCGGCGCGAACCUGACCGAGUCCAUCGUUGUCUUGCUCAAGCACGUCCGCGCCUCGAAAGGCUUGGACGCCCUGGCCAGCAGCGCAGCUGACGCUUGUUCGUCUGUCAUGAAGACUACGCACCUCAUGUGGCAGCUUUCUGCGUGCAUCGAUGGUGACCAGGUUGCGGUGCGCAAUCGGAUCUCCACCGCCACGUCCUUGGCGCAGUGCGCGUCGAAGCACGAUGUCUUCAGCCUCAUCGCUGCACUGCCCGCGGCUGGGGUCCCCACGAAGAAGGCCAUGCUGGACCUGAGCGACAAGGGCGCGAGGGAGUUCAAGGAGAACCUCGAGCGAUUGCUGGGCCGCGACUCUUCCCCCGGUUUAGCCUCAUUGGCCGAUGAGGCAUCAGAGCUGAACGGCGACCUGGUCAAAGAGGGUGUGGGCGUGCUCGGUGAUGCGCUGGACAAGCUCAAUGACAAAAUCGACGCCUACGCAAAGUUCAACUCUGAGAAUGCGCUGAGGGUCGCCAAAGAGCUCGAGGACAAGUAUUUGACCAACAAGGAGGACGACCUGCACGGCGAGUUCCUGAAGUCCUUCGACAAGAACGCUCUGAAAGCGUUGACUCCGGAACAUGCGCGGGUCUGUGGCCAAACGGAUAACACAGUGCAGCUCCUCACUGAUUUAGGAUUGAAGUUGCUUCCAGUGGAUCUCCAGAAGUCCCAGGACAUCAUCGCUCGUUUGAGCGCCAUGUCUAUCAAGUGGGCUCUCUUUUCCUUGCUCCAGAAGGAAGAUGACGCCCCGGGCACGCAGAUCGACAAGAUUAAGAAGCUAGUCGACGAUAAUUUCACAGAGGAGUUCAAGAAGUAUUUUGACGAUGCGGUAUUCCAAGGCGCCGUCGAGUUGGCGAAUACUGCGGACAAGACGGGCUCCGACAAGAAGUCGACGGAGGCGAAGCUCGACUCCACCAGCAAGAUCGGCACCGACGAGGGCGAGAGCAAGGCCGACGGGAAGCCCCCCUCGAAGAAGCGGAAGAAGAAGGGGGUGGGGGCCUGA